Messenger RNA from Closterium sp. Naga37s-1, 492 nucleotides. The record is from the annotation of a GenBank genome assembly. Lineage: Eukaryota; Viridiplantae; Streptophyta; Zygnematophyceae; Desmidiales; Closteriaceae.
AUGCGCUACUUCUCCAACAACUAUGCUGAUGGCGUGAGGCAGGACGGCUUGGAUCUGGUUAUGGGCAACUACACAGUCAAGCAGGGCGCUCCGUCUCCAUUCACACGCACGGGGAUUAAGAGAUACACUAACCUGAGGGUUGCUCUCGUGGUGCUCGUGGCCUCCACUUACCUCUUCCUGCGAAAUGUCAUCCCAUCCUCCUCCUCCUCCUCCCCUCUCUCGCCAGUCGUCGCAGCCACCUCAGCUGUGGUCGCCGGCUCGGUGCUCUUCGCCCUUCUCCCAAUCCCUUCAAACAAACCCCUCCCUCUCCUUCCUGCCCCCCAAUCCCCCAUCUCCUUCCCUCCCCUUCCCUCUCCUGCAGCCUCCUCCUCCUCCCCGCUAUCGCCAGUCAUCGCAGCCACCUCAGCUGUGGUCGCUGGCUCGGUGCUUUUCGCCCUGAAGAAGUUCGGCCACCUCUUCUGCGACCGCCCCCGCUUCUGCUCCCUGCGAUGA